AUGAUCGAUAGAAGUUAUUAACUCAACUCUUCCUAUGAUUCUUAAGUAACAUUGCCUCCAAGGAAUAAACAAUUCUCUCCUGUGGUUACACAACUUAUGAGGAAGGAUAGAGAGAUUGAAUAAAUGCGGGAUGAGUUAUCAUAAUAGAAUUAUUUGAUUGAUGAAUUAUCUCAAUAAAUCCAUUUCCUUGAACACUAACUCAGAGAUAAUGAAGGAUUCAAAGAAAAGUAUCAAUCAUUAACAGAUGAUCAAAAUUAACAACAAAAAGAUGUUCAAAAAUAAAAAGUAUCUGUCCAGACAACCACAGCCAAAGAAAUUCUGAAUUUAUUUCUAGAAUAAGAGAAACAAGGAGAGGAUAAUGUACAAUUUAAAUACAUUGAAACAGCAUCAUAUUUUAAAUCAGAAUUAUAAGAAUCUGUUAACAGAGAACUAGAAUAAAAGCAAGUGUUAGACAACUUUAUUAAGCAGUGCACUCAAAUGAAUGAAUAGAUUAUUUCAAAGAAUUAACAAAUACUUUAAUUGACUUUAGAAAAACAGGAAGAAAUACUCUCCUUACUCAUCAAAAAAGAAGAUGAAUUGUUGUUUUACAAAGAAAAAAGUAGAGUUUUCUAUGAAUUAUUGUAAUGUAACAUGGAUAUCACUAAGUUAUAUUAAAAACAAAACUAGGGAUUGAGAUAAGCUUUAAAAGGAUGUUGGACCAUUAAUCUGGACUAAUCCUAAUAAAUUGAAUCACUGAUUAAAUUAUUGGAUAAUGCACAUCUAGAACGCAAUUCCCUUUCAGUCAAACCAAUAUUAGAUCAAAUCAAAUACUGUUCUAAUUAAAACUAUUCCAAUAAAAGGAUAUCUUAAUUAGAAAUCUUUAUAGAUCAAGUAUGUUAAGUGGAAGGGAAAACUGCCUUUGAUAAGGUUUAGAAUAUAAUCCUUUAAUUAGAUUAGUAUCAAUAAAUAUGCCAAAAUGUAUAGGAUGAAAAAUAAGAAAUUAUUGAGGAGCUUCAAUUUUAUAAAAAUAAACUAAUGGAAUAAGAUGAAACAAUCAAAGAGUUUGAAAAGUUACUAACUGAGAUGGAAGCGAACUUUCAUUAGUAGCUAUAAACUCAAACAUUAUAGUUAAAUGAAAUCAAUCAAAAAAAUGAAUUGAUUGCUCAUUAUUAAUUAAUCUUAGAUGAUUACAAGUCAUAAAUGACUUAAAAAUUGGAUUAAAAGAUGAUUAAUGAAUAGCAAGGCCAGAAUUUAAACGAAUAAUCGCUGGAAGAAAUCCUAAAAAUAAUUACUAUGAUUCUCUAGGGUUAUAAUACAUUGACCAAUGAUUAUCAACUCAAUAUUGAUAUUAGUGGAAUCAAUGUGAAUAAGAAAGUACAUAUUGAUAUCAAUCCAGUCAUCCACAACUAUAUAAGCAAAAUACAAUAAUAAGUGAAUAGUUAGUUUAUGAUCACAGGCAAGAACUAUUAUGAACUAACCAAUCAUAUGGUAAAUUGCCUAUAAGUAAUGAAGCAACAACUACCUCAACAUCAAUUAAAAAACUUUAUCAAUAACGCAAGCAUUGAAUACAUAGAAAAAUUUAAUCAAAUUAGUUAUUGCUAUUUCGUAAAGCAAGAAAAACUCACUAGCUUUGAAAAGGAUCUGUAUAGAAAAUAUUACACAUACAUCCCUAGAUUGUUGGGUGAACUAAUUGAAAACUAGACAUAAACUUUCAUUAAAUUACUUAGAGAGAAAGUUUAUAAUAGUAUUAUAAGCGAUCCGAUUGUUUCAAAUAAACCAUUUUAAUCAUGA
Paramecium tetraurelia is the source of this 1770-nucleotide messenger RNA. RefSeq lists its product as uncharacterized. The transcript is spliced from 3 exons. The record is from RefSeq and is a predicted model, not a curated record. NCBI's taxonomy places the organism in Eukaryota, Ciliophora, Oligohymenophorea, Peniculida, Parameciidae.